AUGUCACCGGCCUACAUGCUGCUGCCGUUGCUGCUGGGAGCAGCCUCUGCUGCUCCCUCAGCACCAAGACCUUCCAAGGAGGAGCUGACCCGCUGCUUGGCACUGGUGGUCUCAGACAUGCUGACACUGGGACAGGCACAGCGUGGACCUUGCAUGGCCCUUCUCCAUAGAGAGAUCUGUGCGCUGGAGCUGCACGGCUGUAAGACAGCAGGUGAGAACGGUCCUCUGGGCACGGACCUGGAGAAGCGGGAGGCUGGUGAGCUCCGACCCAGCCAGGAAGUCAGGGACGAGGAAGAGGUAGCAGAACCCCGAGAGGCUGAGGUGCAGGAACAAGCUGUCCGCGAGCAGCUCCACAGCAUCCUCCGCCAGAACGAGAUCCAGGAGGACGUUCAGGAGGAGGGAAAGAAGAGCCGGGCCCGUGAUACUUUCCGGAGCCGCCAUAAGCAGGUGGCAGAGCGAGAUCAGGAUGAGGAGGAAACAGCCCGGAUCGAGGAGGAGGAAGAUGAGAAGAGGGUACGAUUGCUGGGAGGUGCCCAUGGCCUGUGGCAGGGGCCCAAGGCAGAGCAGCGGGGGGAACUUCUGCACCCCCACCAUAUUCACCAACCUCCAGUCGUGACCCAGAAGGAGGAGAAGGAAGCUGCCAGAGAGGAGCAUGAAGUGGAGCGGCUGGAGCUUGUGAGGGAGGAACUGAAGAAGGCGACGGAGGUGCUGGGGGAGGAGCUCAGGAGAGAGGGCUGACCCCACAGGGUGCCGCCUGGGUCCCCCUUACAUGGUGGCAUAGCACUGUUGUCCCCGGAAUUCCCUUCACAC
Molecule: messenger RNA, 810 nt
Organism: Suncus etruscus (white-toothed pygmy shrew)
Lineage: Eukaryota; Metazoa; Chordata; Mammalia; Eulipotyphla; Soricidae
Gene: CCER2
Product: coiled-coil glutamate rich protein 2
Exons: 5
Coding region: 1-738 (245 amino acids)
Source: RefSeq, a predicted model, not a curated record